Cydia pomonella (codling moth) is the source of this 1607-nucleotide messenger RNA. RefSeq lists its product as uncharacterized. The transcript is spliced from 11 exons. NCBI's taxonomy places the organism in Eukaryota, Metazoa, Arthropoda, Insecta, Lepidoptera, Tortricidae. The record is from RefSeq and is a predicted model, not a curated record. The coding region runs from base 209 to 1195 and encodes 328 amino acids. Gene Ontology annotation, molecular function: DNA binding.
AUUCCUGCUGUAGCCGUUGCCAUCAAUAUAUUUUAUAAAUCACGCUGCGCGCUCAGUCUUCGCCGAGCGCGCUUAGAGGACGGACUCUGCGUUCGAUCGUCCGGCGUGCGUUUCGUUCGCGAUAUAGAUAGUUCCGAGUAGUCUGUACACUGAGCCAAUAAUUUAAACCAGUAGGUAUUUUCCUAGAAUAGACCGUGAGCAUUUGACUAUGGGCAGAAAACGUAAGAACCAAACUUUUGGAAAAGUGAAACGCAAAUCUGUGGCGGCCAUAAUAAAAAAGAAGAAGCAAAUGGAAAUGUGUAAUGUGGAUUUAACGACUCCAAAGCCUAAUAGGAAGGCGGCAUUUCGACCUAAAACCCUAGCAUUCCUUUGUAAAAGAGUAAUCAUUAAAUACAAACUCCAACCCGAGAAAAAGAAGUUUACAACUCCUGAGACAUUUUCCGUUGUUGGUGGAAAACCUUUAAGAAAGAGAUCAGUAAAACCACCACCAGCAAAGAAAGAAAAGAAAGGAAAAAAUCCAGAAAGCCUAGUGGCGCUUUGCCAAAUUGUCAUACAAGAAUACAAUCUUUUACCUCAAUGCGAAGAGACUGAACAACCGGCAUCUAACCAAUUACUAAUUAAAAAAAACGCACCUUCGAGAAAACGGGGAAGACCGCGGAAGCCAGAAUCAACUAAGCCAAUUAGGGAAACAAAACAAAAAAAGAGGGGAAGACCACGUAAAGAUCAGAUAGCUUCAAAUGAAUAUGGCGAACCUUCCAUUAAUUACUCGACUUUUCUGGCACAAUCACAGGAUAUAAGAAACAUUAAAGUAGAACAAGACCUCUUCUUGGACCGGCCUCCUGAAGACGAUCCUUUACAACAAGGUGAAGAUGAAUACACAAUUUUGAUAAAAGAAGAACCCAUCGACAUUGAACAUGAUGAACUUGCUGGGCGUGUUCCCAUCACUAUCGAUGUUCCUCAGGCUACAGCUCAAGGAAUAGUUAUAAACCCAAUGGCCCAAGUAGAGGUACCUGGUCCUUAUGGCCGGAUUACAGAGCCAAAAAAUAUGACCGUAGUCAUGGAUGAAUACCAGAUAUUUGCCAACAGUGUAGCUGAACAAUUACGAGCAUUGCCUCCUAAUAGAGCACUACUGCUGCAACUUGAUAUUCAAUCUAUGAUCGAUAAUGAAAAACAGCUUAUUGGACAUGAAAGUUAAUGUGAUACGUGUAAAAAAAUACAUGUGAUAUCAUAGUUUAUUAAUACUGACAGUGCUCAAAGACUGAUUAUAUUAUUAGACUGGUUAACUUUCAUCAGUGAUUAAUAUUAUUAUUGCAUUUCUUCAAGUGUCCCCAUUUAUAUUUUAAGUGCAUUGUGAUACUCUUUGUUUAAUAUCUUUUAAGUUUUUGUAUUGUGUAGCUAAAGAACUUUUCUUUUUUCGAAGGAAAAGAAGAUAUCGACACUAAAAUAAUUGCAUUGUCAUUUGUGUUACAUGAUCAGGUGUCGGCCAUGUAAAGUAAAUAUUGUCAGAGUGAUUUUGUUCAGUUAUUUAAGAAAAUAGCGUGCAUUCAAAAUGUUCGUUGUAUUCUUGACUGCCAAAAUGGUUUACAGAAUACAUUAUUUUAAAUUUA